This is a messenger RNA of Rubroshorea leprosula, 1150 nucleotides long. The record is from the annotation of a GenBank genome assembly. NCBI's taxonomy places the organism in Eukaryota, Viridiplantae, Streptophyta, Magnoliopsida, Malvales, Dipterocarpaceae.
AAUUAGUAAUGAAAUUAACAAAGAAAGAUAAAAACUGAGAGAAGCGAGAGGAAAUCAUGUAAGAUACCUGAGAUGGAGCUAGGCUGCUGGAGACGGAGCUGGGCUGCUGGACACGGAGCUAGGCUGCUAGAGACGGAGUUGGGUUGCUGGAGACGGAGCUGGGCUGCUGGACACGGAGCUGGGCUGCUGGACACGGAGCUAGGCUGCUGGAGACGGAGUUGGGUUGCUGGAGACAGAGCUGGCUCGGCUACUGGAGAUGAAGCUCGGUUGUUGGAGACGGGUGAACAGAGCUUGGCUACUGGAGAUGACGCUCGGUUGCUGGAGACGGGUGAAGAGAAACAAGAUGCAAGAUCUAGCCUUGCAGCACCGGUUCACCAAGUCCAAGAUCUAGGGCGCCAAUUCACAAAACAUGAAGGAGGAGCAGCAACAGCUGCACGCCCUGCACCACCGAUGAAGAGGGUCGGAUCGGAGGGCAAGGCUAUGUUCGCAAAUGAUGUUGUUGAGGACGGUGAGGCUUUUACUGGUAUUAGUGAUGUGGCACCACCACCUACUGUUGUGCAUACAUCAUCUGCCCAUGUGGUGCCUUUUAAGCUAACUGUUUGCAAAUCCACUGGAGGCAAGGCUUCGAGGAGACAACUUGUGACAGAGAUAGCGUUACUUUUGUUGAUGGAAUUUUGUGUUGAUGCCUCUACUCCUGGUGGUUGUGGUGAUAACAGUGAACCGAUUCCCCCUAUUCUUGCUCUUGAUGAUAGUGGUGAUGGCAAUGAGCCAGUUCCUCCUCCUGCUGAAGAAAGUUUGAUUGCUGAUAUUGAUGCAUCUAGAUUGAUAGCUCCAAAGGCAUUCAACCUUAUUAGGUUGGAAAGGAAGUCACGGGAAUAGCUACAUUGUGGACUGAUAAAGAAAGGGGGCCAAGUUAGCUACACCUAUCAAGACUUUCACUACAUAUUAUGGCAAACUACAUUUUAUAUAUUCUUCACUUCACGACUACUUCCAAUAACUGUUUUUAUAAUGGCUGCGUGACCUUGUUUGAAGGCAAAACCCCUUGUCAUGGAGUUGAUCAUGGAUCUGAUCAUUUUAUAGUGAUGGAUCAAAUUAUCAAAGUUCAUAUUCUUGAGAAACCAGUUCAACCAAAUAUAUACCAGGAGUGUUG